Molecule: messenger RNA, 1740 nt
Organism: Meloidogyne enterolobii
Lineage: Eukaryota; Metazoa; Nematoda; Chromadorea; Rhabditida; Meloidogynidae
Source: the annotation of a GenBank genome assembly
AUGAUUACUGGUAUGGGAACUAAUUAUUUGGAUGGAUUACCUCCUAGUACUGAAAGACCAAGCACCAUUCCUUCUAGUCAAUCAGAUGACGGCGACGAACUUUGGCUAAAAAUACUUCAAGAAGUUAGCAAUAAAAAUAACAAUGCUGUGCGUAGUAGUUUGAUAAUUUUGGGAAAUGAACGUUCUGGUAAAUCAUCCCUAAUGUCUCGUUUAAUGGGCGGUACACGUAAACCAAUGAAUUCUGUCCUAGAGUACAACUAUCUUCAAAUUCAUGCUGAUGCUAGUGCGAGUUAUGUUUAUCAACUUGGGGGUGGUGCUAACGGUCUACUUGGCCCAACCGAGUCAGCAACCCUUCCUGUUUGGAUUCUUGAUGGACGUGAGGAGAUGGCGCCUAUGUUAAAAUUUGCUUUCCCUCCUUCGCUAGCCAAAUGUGUAGUUAUUUUGUGUGCGUCUCUUGAACAACCUGGAAAUGUUUUGCCAACUCUUAGACGUUGGUAUAGACUACUUGAUGAGCAGAUAAGGCAGCAUUACUCGGCGGAUGAAAUUUUCCAAGCUCAACAAAUGCAAAUUCGCUUUUGGCAAGAAUAUGUUGAGCCAAUUGAGAGUUCCUUGCAUUCCACAGCUACUUUAGUGGAUGGCCCGUCUUCUAAUAUUGGGUCUAUGGUUGGCGAUCAACGUCCUUCUUCUCCACUUUUAUUACCUCCAGAAAAAGGAAUUCUCGAAGAGAACUGUGGUGCUACUCUUUUUGUUGUUAUCACCAAGAGCGAUUUGCACACAGAAUUCAGUACUGAACAACUUGAUAAAGUUCAAUAUCAUGUUCGACAAUUUUGUUUGAGACAUGGAGCUGCUCUGUUUUAUACAUCUGCAAAGGAAGAUUUAAAUACACAAAUGCUCUUAAAAUACAUUGGCCAUCGAAUAUAUGCUCUUCCAUUUACAACACCUGCCUAUAUUGUCGAGAAAGACAGCAUUUUUGUACCGACGGGUUGGGACUCUGAGCAAAAACUUUCAAUUGUCAAAGAAUCACUUGGUUAUGGCUCCGGUCAAGUUCCUCUUCUCGCUCAACAGAACGAUACUCUUCUAUCAUUCACUAACAAAAAUUUUGGCGAAAAAGAAAUUGAAGCUGAAGAUGAGCAAGUAUUUUUGAAUAGAUUAGCGUCGAUGACAGCAUUUGAUUCUUCAAAUCCUGGGCAACCGCGCACUGGCGGUCAGCAAUCGCCUAGACAAGGAGGAAAGGGAGCAGCUGGAGGUCAAGCUGGUGGAGGUGAUAGUAAUAAUACAAUGUUGGCAAAUUUUUUCAGCUCAUUGCUCACUAAGGAAAUACCAAGGCCAGCUUCUAAUCAUUCAAACAAAUCUGGAGACAGUUCAGCCCCUCCAACGAAUGCAGGCAGUGUGGAUGCUGAAAUGCAUUUUAAGAAAAUGUUGGCAAAUAAAAAGAGUGGAUCAACGAUGAAUGAAGGGCAUUCAAGUGAAGAGAAACAAGAGGGGAAUCUAGAAGAGGAUGAAAAAGAUGAGGAAGAGGAGGAUCAAGAAGAGAGUGAAGAAGAAAUACACGAAAAAGACGAAGAAGAUAACGAAGACUUUGAAGAAGUUGAUCCUAAUGUUGUUAAUUCUUCAUUAGAUUCGAAAAAUAACAGUCCAAGAACUGAUUCUAUUCCAACUGCAAUAAGCAAUCAAAGAUUAAUGACAGUCGUGAACGAUAUAGAACAAGAAGACAGUAAGAGUAAGGAAGACGAAAUAUAA